GCUGAAGCCAUUCAACAGACUGCAAGUAAUAUUACAACAUUUGAAAAUGUCUAAGCAUACAGAUUUGACAGCUGAAGUGUUGUUGGAAAAGAGAGGAGGUGCAGGAAUAAUAACUCUCAAUAGACCCAAGGCUCUCAAUGCGCUAAAUCUUUCUAUGAUCCAACAAAUUUAUCCACAAAUAAAGACUUGGGAGCAAGAUCCUGAAACUUUUUUAAUAAUCAUAAAGGGAACUGGAGGAAAAGCUUUUUGUGCGGGGGGUGACAUCAGAGCCAUCACAGAUGCAGGAAAAGUUGGAGAUAGACUGGCACAAGAUUUUUUCAGAGAAGAAUAUAUCCUGAACAAUGCCAUUGGUACUUGCAAGAAGCCAUAUGUGGCACUUAUUGAUGGCAUUACAAUGGGAGGGGGAGUUGGUCUCUCAGUCCAUGGACAUUUCCGAGUUGCCACAGAAAAGACACUUUUCGCAAUGCCAGAAACAGCAAUAGGCCUUUUUCCUGAUGUAGGUGGAGGAUACUUCUUGCCAAGACUAUCGGGGAAGAUUGGCUAUUACCUUGCACUAACAGGAUUUAGACUGAAAGGAAGAGAUGUACUAAAAGCUGGCAUUGCUACACAUUUUGUAGAAUCCGAAAAGCUACCUGCCUUAGAGAAAGACCUGAUAGCACUGAAAUCUCCUUCAACAGAAAAUAUUGCAGACUUACUGAACUCUUACCAUGUGAAGAGCAAAGUUGAUGAAGAAAAGAAGUUUGUACUUGAUGAACAUAUGGAGAAGAUUAACAGUCUUUUUUCAGCAAAGAGUAUGGAAGAAAUUGUUAAAAAAUUAAAGCAAGAUGGUUCUCCUUUUGCCAUUAAGCAGCUAGAGACUAUUAAUAAGAUGUCACCUACAUCCUUAAAGAUGACUCUCAGACAGCUCAGAGAAGGAGCUUCCAUGAGCUUACAAGACGUACUCACAAUGGAAUACAGACUGAGCCAAGCGUGCAUGAGAGGCCAUGACUUCUAUGAAGGGGUUCGAGCAGUGCUGAUUGACAAAGACCAAUCCCCCAGAUGGAAGCCAGCUGCUCUAGAAGAAGUCACUGAUGAAUUUGUGGAUGACUGUUUUAAGCCAUUAGGAAACAACGAUCUCAAGUUGUAA
Phaethon lepturus (White-tailed tropicbird) is the source of this 1126-nucleotide messenger RNA. RefSeq names its product 3-hydroxyisobutyryl-CoA hydrolase (gene HIBCH). NCBI's taxonomy places the organism in Eukaryota, Metazoa, Chordata, Aves, Phaethontiformes, Phaethontidae. Gene Ontology annotation, biological process: L-valine catabolic process. Gene Ontology annotation, molecular function: 3-hydroxyisobutyryl-CoA hydrolase activity. Gene Ontology annotation, cellular component: mitochondrion. The annotation marks the transcript as partial. The transcript has 13 exons. The record is from RefSeq and is a predicted model, not a curated record.